This is a messenger RNA of Caenorhabditis remanei, 336 nucleotides long. RefSeq lists its product as uncharacterized. NCBI's taxonomy places the organism in Eukaryota, Metazoa, Nematoda, Chromadorea, Rhabditida, Rhabditidae. The record is from RefSeq and is a predicted model, not a curated record. The transcript has a single exon. Bases 1 to 336 code for a protein of 111 amino acids.
AUGUGGGCAGAGGCAGAAGUCGUCACUGGCGUCGAUGCUGCCCUUGCUAGGAAGAUGACGACGACGUCUUCGAUGCAUGCGCAACGAAUGUGCGCAGCCAUCAGUAGUAGAAGCAAGGAUGAGAAGAGAGUGGUUGGUGGCGGGUCGGUCGGGGGAAUGGCUGGCCGCGCGCUCCUCUCCUUGCCUAGCUGGUGGGGCGAAGAGGCGAGUUGUGUGAGCGUCGAGAGCGAGUCCUUCGAGGAGGCACACAACACUCACACCGACCGACCUGCUGCUGCUGUCGGUUUGUUGCCUCCGACGAAUGCUGUUGGUGCUUGUUGCUCCGAUCAAUGCUGA